Molecule: messenger RNA, 417 nt
Organism: Symbiodinium sp. CCMP2456
Lineage: Eukaryota; Dinophyceae; Suessiales; Symbiodiniaceae
Source: the annotation of a GenBank genome assembly
GCUGGGUCUUCCGAUCCGGCGGUGGCGGCGCUGGCCAACAGCUGCCUCUACUGCACCUUUGCCGUGUUCGGCUACUUCGGAUCUGCCUUCUUCAACCUUUUCGGGCCCCGACCGCUUUUGUCGAUCGGUGGGCUGACGUAUGCGGUCUAUGCGAUCUGCAUCUACUUCACGGCACAAUACAAGCUGCUGGCCGUCGUGGGGGGCAUCGUGCUUGGCAUCGGUGCCGGGCUGUUCUGGACGGCGCAAGGGUCGCUGAUGAUGGCCUAUGCGACGCCCAGCUCAAGAGGACGCUUAAUUGCAGUCUUCUGGGUCAUCUUCAACUUGGGAGGCGUCGUGGGUGGGCUGCUCCAGUUUGCGCUGAACUUCCAGACGACCGGCGGCAGCGCGAGCCCAAUUUCGUACUUUACGUUCGUAUGU